UCGUCGUUGCACGUGUGGCGGAAGUCAACGCAGCUCUGUACGGUUUACAGUGAAUAAAUUGACUAGUGGUGUUUUGUUGGUUAAUAAAUGUUCGACACGAUGGCGUUGUUACAGAACAAGCUCGACAUGGACGCGGAAGAGGAGCAGAGAGGACAGAAGAGGAAAAUAUCUCUGUCGAGCUGUGACGUGUGUGAAGUCCAGGAGGCCAAAUACUGCUGUCCCGGCUGUCUGAAGUGCUCCUGCAGUCUGUCGUGUGUGAAGCAGCACAAGCUCCAGUCAGGAUGCAGCGGCGUUCGGGAUCGCACCGCCUUCGUCCCUCUGUCUCGCUUCGGCGACCUCCAUAUGCUCAGUGAUUACAGGUUUCUGGAGGAGACGGGACGCGUUGCUGAAAGACCCAACAGGGACACAAUGUUACACACUCGAGCACGCCACAGUUAUGGUGCGAUGUUGUUGUUGAGGAACGCGAAGGCAGCGAAGGUGAAUCUGAAGAUCUUGCCGAAGUCCUUCAGUCGGCGCAGAGAGAACACGUCCAUCUACAACAAACAAGAGAGGAAGCUGUACUGGCAGCUGAAGCUGGUCUUCCCUCAGAGCAGUGCGGAGUACACCACCAGAGUUCCAGAAGACCGAGUUCUGGAGAAGAUCCUGAGCGAUUACAUCCACCCGACUGAAUCGGAUCCGGUCAAAAGGCAGAACUUGAAGACGUACGUCGUCUCUCCGCUCGAUCAGAUCGGCGUGUUUAUGAAGGCGGAGCAAAGGAAACCAAACUCUCUGAAGUACCAUGAGCUGGACAUGAAGAAAAGCCUCAGAGAGAACCUGAUGUUCAAGACGGUGGUGGAGUUUCCAGAGCUCUACGUGGCUGUUAAAGAACAUUGUGAGGAAUAUCGCUCUCGUGUCCCAGACAGAAGAAUCGACUCGUCACGGCCUUCUGCCUCAUCAGAAGCUCGGGGGGCUCCAGAAAGCCACAAACACACCACAGAAACUGAAACGACGGCACAAUCGGGGCUGGAGGAAGGUGAGAUCCAGAGUGAGGAUGAGGAGGAUGACGGUGUGAAGGAGGAGGAUGUUGAAGGUCAUCUUGGAGACCUUGAUGAUCCUGCUGUCCAGAAUGCAGCGCCUUCAGUUUUGCCUUAAUGCAAAAUAAUGACUUUUUAUAGAAGCAGCUUGCGCUCCUCGUCCUCUUCUUCUUCCUCUUCUUCAUGGUGAUGUUAUCGCUGGAAGAUGAAGAUGUAUGUGUUCCUGUGUACAAGCUGUUACUAUGGAAACGAUACCAGAUUAGGUGUGGUAUGGAAGAUGCUUCCUGGUUUAGGAGAGUGAAACACCUGCCAGUCAGUGUGCAGGAUCUGCAGUGUGACCUUCAUCCUGGUGUGUUGUAGAAGCUUGUAAAAGAUGUUUGUAAGAAAUAAACAAUUGUUUUAAUAAAAUGUGUGCAGAGAGCUGAG
This is a messenger RNA of Tachysurus vachellii, 1439 nucleotides long. RefSeq names its product zinc finger HIT-type containing 6 (gene znhit6). The record is from RefSeq and is a predicted model, not a curated record. Bases 88 to 1131 code for a protein of 347 amino acids. The transcript has 10 exons. Gene Ontology annotation, biological process: snoRNA localization; maturation of LSU-rRNA from tricistronic rRNA transcript (SSU-rRNA, 5.8S rRNA, LSU-rRNA); box C/D snoRNP assembly. NCBI's taxonomy places the organism in Eukaryota, Metazoa, Chordata, Actinopteri, Siluriformes, Bagridae. Gene Ontology annotation, cellular component: nucleus; pre-snoRNP complex.